UAUCUUAAGUCCCACGUGGUCUGCGAGGUGUCGCAACCGGACAGAUUCACCGACCUAGAGUGUGCGCAAAGUCGUCUUUUCGUAUUUUCUUACUAAUGGCUGAAGCUCAAAGUGAUUCCUCAGACGAGGAGCCGACAAUAGCAGAAGACAUCGUCGUCACCAAGUACAAAUUGGCGGGAGAAAUGGCCAACAGGGUGCUACAAUGUUUGCUAAAGGAGGCGACCGCUGGGAAGCCUGUUCUGUCUCUGUGCGAGCGUGGAGAUGCAUUGAUAGCCGAAGAGACCGGAAAAGUAUUCAAAAAAGAGAAGGAAAUGAAGAAAGGUGUUGCGUUUCCUACUUGUAUCUCCAUCAACAACUGCGUGUGUCAUUUCUCGCCGCUGAGAACGGAUCCGGAGGUCGUAUUAGUAGAUGGAGACGUCGUUAAGAUAGAUCUCGGCGUUCACAUUGAUGGCUUUAUUGCUGCCGUAGCUCACACUGUUGUGGUCGGUAUGUCGCCUGAAAUGAAGGUUGAGGGUAGAAAAGCUGAUUGCAUAAUGGCUGCAUAUCUUGCGUCUGAACUGGCACUUCGGUUAGUGAAGCCAGGAGAAGAGAAUUCAACUGUAACAGAUGCUAUUCAGAGAGUAGCAGAGUCGUUUCAGUGCAAACCAGUUGAGGGAAUGUUGUCUCAUCAACUGACACGUCACGUCAUCGAUGGUGAGAAAAGCAUUAUUCAAAAUCCAACUGAACUCCAACGCAAAGAACACAAAACGUGCACUUUUGCUGUUCACGAAGUCUACGCUGUCGACGUUCUUGUGAGCUCAGGAGAUGGACGAUCACGGCAACUGGAUGCUCGUACGACCGUUUUCAAGAAAACCGAAGGACAGUAUAGCUUGAAGAUGAAGGCAUCGCGAGUGUUUUAUAGUGAAGUGGCUAACAAGUUCACAACAUUGCCCUUUACUUUACGAGCAUUUGAUGACGAGAGAAAGGCUCGUAUGGGUGUAGUCGAAUGCUCUAAGCACGGACUUAUGGAGCCUUUCAAUGUUCUCUACGAGAAGGAUGGAGAGUUUGUCGCACAGUUCAAGUUCACUGUGCUGUUGAUGCCGAAUGGGCCAAUGAGGAUUACACAAGGUCCGUUUAAUUCGAAUGAAGUCUUGUCUCAAUAUGGUGUUGAAGAUGAAGAACUGAAGAGUCUUUUAGCAACGUCUGCAAAUAAGAAAGCUCAAAAAAAGAAAAAGAAAAAGAAGGCUGCAAAGGCUGCCGAUGCGGCCGCAGCUGAUGCAGCUGCUGCAGACGUGGCUGCUACUACUGAAGCAGCCAACGACGCUGAUGUUGUACAUGCAGACGACAGCUAGUCUUAAUGACUUGUAAGGAUUUUGCUAUGCUUACCGACACACACAUUGCGAAUUAGAAACACGAGAGCUCACAUAUCUGUGUAUCAGCAAGAGUUUGUGAAGUACGUAUUGUUGACAACAACGUA
Corticium candelabrum is the source of this 1456-nucleotide messenger RNA. RefSeq names its product proliferation-associated protein 2G4-like. Bases 96 to 1331 code for a protein of 411 amino acids. The transcript is spliced from 14 exons. The record is from RefSeq and is a predicted model, not a curated record. NCBI's taxonomy places the organism in Eukaryota, Metazoa, Porifera, Homoscleromorpha, Homosclerophorida, Plakinidae.